Molecule: messenger RNA, 949 nt
Organism: Paramuricea clavata
Lineage: Eukaryota; Metazoa; Cnidaria; Anthozoa; Malacalcyonacea; Plexauridae
Source: the annotation of a GenBank genome assembly
AUGCCUAAGCAACCAGGCUAUAACUGUGACGAGUACCCCUUUGCUUCAUCCAAAGAAGGUACGAAGUUUUCGCAUUCAAUAGGUGUCCUUACAGGAGAGGUGACCCGUGAGUGAGAGGUUUCUUUAUUAGAGUAGUGACCGUAUUGGAGAGGUACCCCAAUGGAACGAUGCCCGUAUUAAAGGGGUUUCUGUAUUAGAGAGCUGUCCGGAUUAAAAGGUGUCCGUAUUAGAGAGUUACCCGUAGUAUUAGAGAGGUUUCUGUAUUAGAGUGGUGUUCGUUUAAGGGAGCUGUCUAUAUUAGAGAGGUGUCUGUAUUAGAGAGGUAUUCGUAUAAGAGAGGAGUCUGUAUUAGAGAGGUACCCGUAUUAGAUGGAGAAGUCUCCGUAUAAUAAAGGUGACUGGAUAACAGAGAUGUGUCGGCAUCAGAGGGGUGAACGUAUUAGAAAGUUGUCUGUAAUAGAGAGGUGUCCGCAGUGAAGAGACGAACAUAUUAGAAAGGUGUGUCUGUAUUAGAGUGGUACCCAUAUUAGAGAGAUGUCUGUAUUAGAGAGGUGUCCGUAGUGAAGAGACAAACGUAUUAGAAAGGUGUGUCUGUAUUUGAGUGGUACCCAUAUUAGAGAGGUGUCUGUAUUAGAGAGGUGUCUGUGUUAGAGAGAUGUCUGUAUUAGAGAGAUGUCUGUAUUAGAGAGGUGUCCGUAGUGAAGAGACAAACGUAUUAGAAAGGUGUGUCUGUAUUUGAGUGGACCCGUAUUCUUGAUUAUCACUCUUGGCAUUCAGCCUUUCAGAGUCGUUCUUAACCAUGAAUAUUUUUUUUAUAUUUCCAGGUGGUAAAGGCGCCGAGAUUAUGCUUGUCCCAGCGGUUGAAAACAGUCAGCAGGGUGGUUUGUUGGGCGGUUUUUACAGAUCACAAGGAAUUAAAGAUGGUGACUGCUACAAUGUCAAAGUUUAG